This is a messenger RNA of Porites lobata, 7848 nucleotides long. The record is from the annotation of a GenBank genome assembly. NCBI's taxonomy places the organism in Eukaryota, Metazoa, Cnidaria, Anthozoa, Scleractinia, Poritidae.
AUGUCGCACCAAGCGACUCUUUGGAGGGCAACGUGGUUGCUUUUUACAAUGUUUGCUGUGUUUUCUGUAAGUUUGAUUUUGUGCAAUAUACAUUUUCUAGCGCUGUAAAUUUUAUUCCAAUUGUUUUCAGGCUUAGAAACAAAGGCACAAUUCACACUAGUUAAUGUGUUAUGUGUUCCUCAUUUUUCACCCUUUCUGUUUCUUAGGAACACUCCUAAAUUCCGAUUCGAUCCGGAAUUCGAGGGCCACAGAUUUGUUAGUCAUUGACUAUUAAGUGCUACCCUCGUUAAACAAAGUCAAUGUAUUUAUUUUAUUUAUUUUUACUGAUGCAGUCCUCAAUAUGUUCACCCACUCUUUUUCGUACCUUUUAGCACGGACGUACUUUUAACUUGUGUGCUAUGGUACAUUUUGAUACACACAUUUCGCUACCACUGUUGUAUUUUGUAUGUAUGUUGUUUUGCCAUGUUUGUUUUUGUUUUCGUUCUUUUUACAAGCAUCAUCGUAGUUCACACUAUUAGUCAGUGAGCGUUCGCUAACUAGAGAGACUAAUUGUUUUGUUGUUUUUAGUUGCUAUUCAUAAUCUCAGUAACAAUUGUUUGAGUGUAUACAUUAUUAAUUUGGUUUCAAUUCCUUUGUGUUUCUAAAACAAAAGAACGACCUAUGGCAAUUUCCCUUUGUAAUUUAUGCUCCAAAUCUUACAGUUGCGAUGAUCGUAGACAACACAGCACUGCGAGACGAAUGACAAUAUUUUAUCGCUUAAAUUUUGUUAAAAAAAAUUUCAGUAAAGCAUACUUUAAAAAGUGAAGAGUGAUCAUCGCAGUAAAUUUUCCAAUUUAAGCAAUUGGAAAGAAGAAGCCUGAAAAAAAAAAAAAAAUCAGGGCUUCAACGGGAUUCGAACCCAUGACCUCCACGAAGCCGGUGCGAUGCUCUACCAACUGAGCUAUGAAGCCACACGUUGGGAGCGAGGUCAAUUUAUUAAGUUCAUAUCUUCCCGUGCAGUGAAGUGAUGUGUAGUAUAUAUGAAAUAAUUCAUAUUUGUACUGCGGUAGUAGAUGAAAGUGAAGAGUGAUCAUCGCAGUAAAUUUUCCAAUUUAAGCAAUUGGAAAGAAGAAGCCUGAAAAAAAAAUCAGGGCUUCAGCGGGAUUCGAACCCAUGACCUCCGCGAUACCGGUGCGAUGCUCUACCAACUGAGCUAUGAAGCCACACGCUGGGAGCGAGGUCAAUUUAUUAAGUUCAUAUCUUCUCGUGCAGUGAAGUGAUGUGUAGUAUAUAUGAAAUAAUUCAUAUUUGUACUGCGGUAGUAGAUGAAAGUGAAGAGUGAUCAUCGCAGUAAAUUUUCCAAUUUAAGCAAUUGGAAAGAAGAAGCCUGAAAAAAAAAAAAAAAAAAAUCAGGGCUUCAACGGGAUUCGAACCCAUGACCUCCGCGAUACCGGUACGAUGCUCUACCACCGAGCUAUGAAGCCACACGCUGGGAGCGAGGUCACUUAAGUUCAUAUCUUCCCGUGCAGUGAAGUGAUGUGUGUAUAUAUGAAAUAAUUCAUAUUUGUACUGCGGUAGUACAUCACCACCGCACGGGAAGAUAUGAACUUAAUAAAUUGACCUCGCCCCAACGUGUGGCUUCAUAGCUCAGUUGGUAGAGCAUCCAACCGGUAUCGCGGAGGUCAUGGGUUCGAACCCGUUGAAGCCCUGAUUUUUUUUUCAGGCUUCUUCUUUCCAAUUGCUUAAAUUGGAAAAUUUACUGCGAUGAUCACUCUUCACUUUCAUCUACUACCGCAGUACAAAGAUGAAUUAUUUCAUAUACUACACAUCACUUCACCGCACGGAAGAUAUGAACUUAAUAAAUUGACCUCGCUCCCAACGUGUGGCUUCAUAGCUCAGUUGGUAGAGCAUCGCACCGGUAUCGCGGAGGUCAUGGGUUCGAAUCCCGUUGAAGCCCUGAUUUUUUUUCAGGCUUCUUCUUUCCAAUUGCUUAAAUUGGAAAAUUUACUGCGAUGAUCACUCUUCACUUUCAUCUACUACCGCAGUACAAAUAUGAAUUAUUUCAUAUAUACUACACAAAGCAUACUUUUUUCCAUCCAUUUUGUCUUUGUUGCAUCCCGAUUUGUAGCAAUUUUAGAAACAUGAAAUUCGAUAUUAAUUAACGUUUUGAAACUUUGAUGUUGCCAGGCUUACUUGAUACUCCCCACGAAUUGAAUAUCAUCUCAUAAGGCCUUUUGAAGCUGGUUUUCACUAGGAACAUAAGCAUAAGCAUAAGCAACAUACGCAAACGUACCCUUUGUUAGGACAAAAGGCACUAAUUAACAACAAGUUACUGCGUCUGCGUAUGUUGCUUAUGCUUAUGCUAAUGUCCUAGUGAGAACCAGCCGUUACAGUGGGAAGUGUUUUAAGAAUGUUACUUCUUAGACCAAAAAUGUGAUUUUCAAUGUUCAUAAAAAUCAAGAUAUGACGAUCGAAAGACUUCCAAUUCCUCAAGACUCUAGUUGAGGACUUAUGAAAGAAAUUGAAGGUCAAUUUUUCAACUGCUAAUCGUUCCGUUUUUUAAGACCCUACUUAUUAUCAAAUUUCUAGCUGAUCCAGGCUAACAGAUGUAAUGAUAUGACACUGACCUGAAUUUAAACUUUUGUGAACUAUGCAAGUUUAACAUAUUAAUUUUAACGCGAACUUGUAUUUUUUUCUUAAACGAGUACCAUCAAUCGUAAUUUUACUAAAUAUUUUCCCAUAGAGAAACGGUGACGAGAAUUUGAGAAUCAACCCACCCUAAUCAGUAGAUCCAACUUCAUUUACACUGACAAUUUUGCACGCUUUUGUGUCUCUGUGUAAUUUUUAACACUUUUCAGAGAGCUGUGACGUUCAAAAACAUCUCAGUGCAUCACGACGAAACCGAUGAAAGCGAUAAAAUAGGAGAAUUAUUGGGGACAUCGUUCCAGGCCAAAUGGUUCACUGGCUUAUCUAACAAUAUGUUAAGUGACAUCUCAUUUGCGUGGAGGAAACAAGGCACACGCUUUGAUCCAAUCGCCAUUAUUCAAAGUAUUUCUGACCUACUGAAGAAGGAAAGCGAGGCACAAGGAAAGCCGUUGAACGACUGUUUCUAUGAAAGCUUGACCGAUUUGGAACGAGAUCCUGACUUCAUCCAACUGCUCAAUGAGUUUAAUGAAGGAAUAAACAAUGAAAGAAACAUCAUGACAAUAGGUAUGUUUCAAAUAUUGUUAUUAAUGGCAUUAUAAAUUGGAAAAACUUUUACUAUACCAUAUGUAAUAUGACCAUUUCAAAUAAAGUAGAUACUGCAUCAUACCCCACAAUGCUAUACCAUACUGUACUGUAUGGUAACAUACCAUAUCACACCCGGCACACCAUACCAUACCAUACCAUAUCAUACCAAACCACACCAAAACACCACACAACACGACAUGUCUGACACCACACGCCACGCCCGACUACAUUACAUGCCAUGCCACGGCACGACACGCAACGCCACGCCACGCCGCGCCACGCCACGCCACGCCACGCCACGCCACGCCACGCCACGCCACGCCACGCCAAGCCACCGGCGACACGACACGACACACAACACUUUUCUGAAUCACGAAAGACUGAAUUUGUCACUAGCAAAAGAAAAUAAAACCAAAAAUGUUAUUUAGGCUGUUUUCCUUUUCGACAAAGACAAGUAUACAUUGCCCUGCGCACCCAAACUAUCACUUUCUUUCUUUGUAUGUAGGAUCCAAUUUGCCAGAACUUCAAAAAGAUGAUAAUCCCAUCAAAGAUGUCGGUCUUAGGGGCGAAGUAAUUACUGGCGAAAGUUCCGAUGCAGAAAACGACUUGAUAAGAUACAGUAACUACAUCUCAGGAGCUGGAUCUACAUUUGGUGGUUUUAUGUCUGGCUUUCCAGGAGAUGCCCAAAGUUUGGUCACAGGUAAUUUUUGCAAUAACAUGGGCCUCUGUAAAAGAAAAGACCUUAUAUUCAUAUGGUCAUUAAUCAACUAGAUAUUAACUGGUUUUCUAUAGAGUCGUUUUCUACGUUUAUCGUUUGCGAACUGACGUAUACACGUUUGUGAGCUGUCCGCUAGACGUUUGCGAACUGACCGCAGACAUCUUAACAAAUAUAGAUUCCUUUCGAAAGUAACUGCUUUCAGUCCAAAGUCGUUUGAUCGAAGUUGAUCGGCUAUAAUGCUUAGAAGAGGAACGAUGACAAUGAUUGCAGAAAGAUCUGUCGCGAGCACGAAGCUUUGGUAAAUAACAGAUUUUCCUAAACCGUCGGUAAAAUGGAUAAGACGUCUCUUCCAGAAAGCAAAGGCGCAACCUUAAUCUGUUCGUUCUUCAAGUAAGCCUUCCGUAGCGUUCUGCUAAACGCACUUCAACUGCUUACUGCUUCUUCUAAACCUGAGACGAAAUUUUGUGUGUCCGUCGAUAGCAGUGACAACUGAUGUGUCAGCAUGUUAAAAUUUGUCAAAUGUAGAUGACAACGUGUUCACAAGUGUUUAAUGUUUCUUAGCCAAUCCAGUUCUCCGAUGCUGGGUCUGCGGGGAAAUUUAAGCACGUCGGAGAGUGCAGUCACAGUUCCCGCCUCGGCCCGUUCACUCUCACCAGUCCCGCUGAGCCUAGACUCGCCCAAAAAAGGACUGCUUGCAGUCUAGAAUCUCUAAAAAUAGGCCGUUAGGUCAUCGUCAAAUUCGCUUCCAAUUUCCCAAAUUUUAGGGCGCGUCCAAUGUGGCGGACGGCACGAUCAAGGUAAGCCAUUUUAGAGGCGCGCGUGCCUUCCGUGAUUGGACUGUUUGUAUGAUUUUUUAAACCAUUUCCAUUAAUAUUUUUAUCAAGGUAAUUAUGGGACAAUUCCUUGUUUAUACGCAAGAAUCUAUUUUCCCUGCAAAUGCCAGAAAUUUCACCACUAAUUUCUGUGUCCAUUAAUCUCGUUAAUAAAACUAUUUGCACCCGGCUAUAGACAAGAAGUGAACCUCUACCCAGCUCUCUAAUUAACUGAAAUAUCUGAUGAGGCGUUUUGUUAUUUUUGUAGAUAUGAUGGACAGCAUGAAUUAUAAGGUCAAUGCUCUGGAAUUUAGACUGAAGCGGGACGCGAAGCUUGAGGCACUUAGAAAGCUGGAUAUGGAGAUAGUAGUUGAAAAUACCAUUGAAACUGACUCAGAUCUUCGAGCAAAGAGAGUAGGAAUGAAAGACGUCCAAGACAUAGUUGUCGACGAAUCAUUUGACAACAUCAAGAAAGUCAGCGGUGCCAGUAAUCAGCAGAAGUUGACCCAGCAGAACUUUAAUACUCAGAAGAAAAUAUCACAGAUGAAAGUAAGAGAAUCAGCGAAGAAAUAUGCAAGAAAAUUUAUGAAAAAAGUCGGCAGUGGCAUUGAGACAUCUACUACAGCAUUCAGUUUUGCACAAGGAGGGGUUGAUGUAGCAGGUGGAAGUGACAUGAUCGACAAAGCUGAAGAACUAAGAAAGUCGGGAGCCAUUUCAGAGGAUGAAUAUGAUACGAUGAUGAGAAAUGGUCAGCUUCGAGUAGCUCAAGGAAGCUUUGGUCUCGCAAACGGUGUUAAGAACGUUGGUGAAUUUGUCGGUAAAAGACUCCAAAAAACUAUCGUAGAUAAAGGUUCUAAAGCUGGGUUAAAGCUCCUGAAACAAGCACAACGGUUCGCACCAGUAAUUGGUGGUAUGAUAUCCAUGGGAACAACUGCAACAUCAAUUGCCAAGAAUGCAAUCGCCGCGAAUGAUGCUAUGAUGCAAGGAAAUGCCGGCAAGGCCGCCAUGUAUGGAGUAAUGGCAGCUAUUGAUGUAAUAACUUUGAUUCUGGACGGAGCAAGCUUAGUCACAGACUUUGUAUUCCCACCGCUAUCACCAAUCAUUGACCUUGUCAGUACAGUCUUGCAAGUUGUCAACACAGUGCUUGGGUUCUUUGCUGACUUGAUAGACUUCCGAUCCACUAAACAAAGAGUGACCGACGAAUUCAAUGCUUACAUCAAUUCUGAUGCGUUUAAAAAGUACGUAGAUGACAUGGCACAGACAUACAAGAAACGAGGCUUUGAUGUAUUUACAUACAUUGUAGAUGCAGAAGUGGCAGGUAUCGAAGCUGACACCAAAACCCUGCGAGAAGUCUCCAAGAAUAUCAACAAGUGCCUCACUGAUAAAGCCAAAGAGGAUUUCAAUAAUCCACAACAUCGCAUAGCAUUGCUAGAUGCAACGUCUUUCGGCAAAACUUUAAAAGGAAGACUUAAUAAUGAUGAAAUUAUAGCCGGUUUUGGUCCAGAUGAAAUCUUUGGCGACGAAGGCGAUGACAUGCUGUUUGGACGAGGAGGAGAUGAUACCAUUUAUGGUGGUCCAGGAAAUGAUUACCUCAACGGUGGAACAGGACGAGAUGUUCUUCUAGGUGGAACAGGUGAUGACAUGAUUAACUGUGAGCCUGCUGUUGAUUUGAAAUGUGAAGGAGGUGAGGGGGACGAUACCUUAGAGUUAUCUGGCGAAUCUUUGAUCUACGACGACAAAUACUGGAAAGCCCCGUAUAUAACAAUGGGCAAGCAAUGGGAAAUGAAUCCUUCAAAAGUCUCAGCAGUUAAGGGGAUUUAUCUUGAUAUGAGACAUGCAAAAGGAGACACAAAGCAGGGAUUAUCGGGGAUCAGUUUGGGAUCCCUCUUUCAAGGUUGGCCUGAUGGAUUUGAUGAGUCCAUUCAUAAAGCAGCAAUACCGCAAAAUUCAGAGCUCCACUCUCUGUUUACUCGAUUUUACGCCUUUUUGCCGUUUGUACCUCUUGACAACUGGAGGGAGAAACUAAAAAAUAAACAGAUGUGGUUCUUAGCUGAUAAGGGUAUGGCAAAGUGUUUCUUUGAUGGAAGUUCCAUGUAUUUAGCUUAUGGCAGCGGCAAAGACACCAAGUUCGUGAGUUAUUGCCAAAAUGUACUCCAAAAUCUGGACACAACAUUUGCUGUUUAUAAGAACGAUCGUUUACAGUACACAGACGGUGAAAAGAUUAAGGCUCUUUUGACAUUUGCUUUUAAAAGAAGCUUUUUAUCUGACAAGUUUGAAAAAGUAGCUGGCUCACCACCUUCUGAUCUCCUAAGCCCAUCAAAUUACAUCCCUACAACUAUCAUCGGUGAUAACGAACAUAACGUAAUUGACUUGUCUUAUGGUCUUGGUGACGUAGUUUACACUAAUAAAGGAGACAACGUUGUUUCUGUUGGAACGACUAUGCCAGAACAUCAAGUGAAGGUUGACGGAUUUCCUGACGGGGGAUUUAAAUGGGCUAAAUACAUCGUAGGAGGUAGUGGAGAGAAUACACUGAUAGUACAGUUCAUGAAAACUCCAGAGUCGUGUCCGGGGGGACUACAACAGUUUUAUCAGAACUGGGCUCUUCUAGACUUAGAUGUGAAAUUGAACAGUGAAAAAAAUUUCCGCAUUAUGGAACCACAUCUCAUUUACGCAAAGAACAUAAAAACAGUGGAAAUUCAUCGUCCACCCAGUGGCUGUCGCAGUUUAGUGUCUUUUAGUGCUAAAUAUUAUAGUGGGGCGAGUCGUUUUAUACUUGACGAGACGAACCUUUUCGAAGGUCCUGACGAAAGUGAAAGGGACGUAAUAGUCUUGUUGAGAAGUCUGAAGAAAACCAACAAAAUAACUUUUGGUGUUGACGUAAUGAACACUAUUUCGUUUAAAUAUUACAGCGAUUCAGAAUACAAAGUUACCAAAAUAGAAAUUGGCACCGGUCCUGGUUCAGAUUCCGGUAGAAUAUACACGUCGGAAGGACCUGGUGGAAUAAUGGAAAACGCUAGAAAUGUUAUCGGUACGCCAUCGUGCAAGGAAAUCAUUGGCAAUGACAAGGCAAACCUUCUGAUGGCUGUUGGAGGAGAAAACUACCAUUGA